GUAUCGAUUACAGUGAAUGUUACUUUCUUUUACAGUAAUGGUUGAAUAUUCAUCUAGUGGUGAGUGAAUAAUAUUUAAAAUGUGCCGAGACACUAAUAAUCUAAAUGUGUGUUGAUUUUUAAAAUUUUGUGAUCCAGAGUCCAGAUCAAUAUAAAAAGGUUGAAAACUAUUCUUCAACUAGUUGAAAUACUGAAAUAAAAAAGCAUUUACAAGUUGAUGAGUUUGUUUUUGCUUAUUUGUAUUCUUCAGACAGAUAAUCGUCUAACAGCUUUAAAAUAUUACCUUUAAUAAUCAACAUAUCAAAUAUUAUGAUCGAUUGGAAAUAUUUGAACCUCAUUUAAUUACACCAUAAGCAAACCUUGAACGUCUUCAAGACUCCAAAUGUAAAUAGAGGUUUUUGUUUUCUCUCAACAAAUGUCUUCUUCCCAAGCCAUGGACCAGACUCCAUUCUCGUUUUUGCUUCUCACAAUUCAGCCUCAUCUUUUUCAAUUUAUUUUAAUUGAGCAAACGUUUCAGUAUGGAUUAUAAUAAUAGCAAUUAUUUUGCUACCUCGUUGAUCUUUCCACUCACUAUUUGCUCUAAUCUACAUUUCAAUCAGAAAAGUGUUGCAUACAUUUUUUGUUUUUUAGUUAAAGUCUCUCAUUUGUUUACUUUUUUAGUGUAAAGGUUAUUCUCGUUAUUAUUAUCAUUACUAUUAUUACUGGUUACUAUUAACCUAACCACUGGACUCUACUGUAUUCAAUUUAUAAUCUGUUUCAUCCUGCUUUAUGAUAAUCAGUGCCCAACCCAGUUAUUUAAAUCAUAUAUUGGAUUCGCGUAAACCCAUAGAUUGAAUGUUUACUUAUGUUAUUCUCUGCUUCUCUGCAUUUUUUGGUUUGUUUUGAGGUUUUCUGUUACAUGCCUUUGAUCAUCACAUUAACAUCAUCAUCAAAAUCAAAACUUAUUUCAUACUUAAGGACAGUCUACUUGUGCCCCAUACAACUCCCAGUCGUUAAAUUCAAAUCAACAUAACCAGCUCUGCUGUCUUUUGCUGCUGCUAUCAACAGCAACAAUCAUCUUCAUCACCAUAUUAUUAUCAAUACCAGCGAUUGUAUUCAACAAACACCAUUGAAUAAAAAAUAUCUAAGUGGUAAAGAUUAUUCACUGUGACGGUUUUAUUUUGUUAUUGUGGUGCCAAAAAUACCUAGGAAUCAUGUCAUCAAAUGUAAAUCUUGCUGAUAUUGAGGCAACUAAAUUGGAGACUUUAUGGAAACAUGAUUUGUACACUUUACAAUUAAAAGCCCCAAAGCCUAAACGUGUUGUUUGCCAAACUUAUAUACCUGAUCGCCCACCUCAUUAUGGUAGAGAAUUUCAUGGUAAAAUCACUCGAGAAGAAGCCAACAAAUUACUCAGUGGUGAGGAUGGACGGUAUCUGGUCAGAGAAUCCGUGCGAGCUCAGCAUCAGUACACACUAUCCUUAAGAUUUGAAAAACAGACGAAACACUUUCGCCUCUAUUAUGAUGGCAAACAUUUUGUGGGCGAUAAAAGAUUUGAUACGGUCCAUGAUCUGGUCGCCGAUGGUCUAAUCAUCAUGUACUUAGAGACUCAUGCCCGUGACUAUAUUGCCUCUAUGAGCAAUGUUGCAUACGAAGAAACACCUCACUAUACUCUGCAGAAAUCACAUAAAUUACAAAAAAAGAAAUUUUUCAAGGAUCAAGGAGAGCUUACUAAAAUAGACGAUCUCAGGAAUGGUAUUAAAAGAAUCGAUAUUCAUGAUAUCGACGACGAAGUUUAUGACGAUGUAAUAGAUGUUCAAAUGUUUGAGAAGAAACAUGUCUUUAAAUCACAUAAUUACAUGGGACUUCCUUUUUGUGACUAUUGUGGUAAUUUCAUGUGGGGAUUACUUGCUCAAGGUCUUAAGUGUGAAGAUUGUGGUUUCAAUGCUCAUCGUAAAUGCUCUGAGAAAGUGCCAAAUGAUUGUUGUCCUGAUUUAAAGCAUAUUCACAGAAUUUUCGGAAUCGAUCUUACUGCCGUGGUUAAAGCUUGCAAUACAGUUCGACCUUUCAUAAUUGACAUAUGUGUAAAAGAAAUCGAAAAUCGUGGAUUAAAUACUGAAGGACUCUACCGUGUUUCUGGUCUAUCAGAUGAUGUCGAAGCUAUUAAAGUAGCUCUCGAAAGAGACUGGGAUAAAGCCGAGCAAGUUUUCAAAACUUGUGAUGAUGUCCAUGUAAUCACUGGAGUUUUAAAGAUGUAUCUAAGAUCAUUACCCAUUCCAUUGAUAACAUUUGAUGCCUAUCCUCAUUUCUUAGCUGCUCUCAAAAAAAAUCCUCUGGAUGAGAAAAUCUCUGGUCUAAAAGAUGUCAUCUCUACUUAUCUACCUCCUGCUCACUACCAAUCGCUCCAAUACUUGAUUGCUCACCUCGAAAGGGUUUCUCAGCAUGCCUCUGAAAAUUUAAUGUCAGCUCACAAUAUAUCGACUGUUUUGUGUCCCACCUUAAUGCGAACGCCUAAUAUUGGACUCAAACCAUUCCAAAUGAACUCUUGGGAUCAAGAGAUUCAAGUAUUGGAAAUACUUAUCAAGCAUCAUUCCAAAAUUUUCAAGUGACUCUAAUGAUAGCUUUUUCUUUUAUCAUACUCAUGCUUUACUUUGGAGUAAUUAACACAAAUUUCUCGGUACUUUUUAUCCAUUCAUUUCUGUUCAUUAAUUUAGUCUAAAACAAUGCAAUAUUUCUUUUCAUCCUUAUGGUCACCAUGACUUUCUCAUACAGCCAUAAAAGAAACAACAAAGUCUCUAAUUUAUUGUUUUUUAUUUAUCAUGAUUUACGUUGAUUUUUCUUUGAGUAAUCAAAUUGCUCAUUUUUCAUCUGAUCAAUAAAAAUUUUGCCAAAACUUUA
Molecule: messenger RNA, 2873 nt
Organism: Tetranychus urticae (two-spotted spider mite)
Lineage: Eukaryota; Metazoa; Arthropoda; Arachnida; Trombidiformes; Tetranychidae
Source: RefSeq, a predicted model, not a curated record